Myxocyprinus asiaticus (Chinese sucker) is the source of this 7422-nucleotide messenger RNA. RefSeq names its product neurexin-2-like. NCBI's taxonomy places the organism in Eukaryota, Metazoa, Chordata, Actinopteri, Cypriniformes, Catostomidae. Bases 611 to 5647 code for a protein of 1678 amino acids. The record is from RefSeq and is a predicted model, not a curated record. The transcript is spliced from 23 exons.
CGACGCGAAGCACAGACAUUAUUCACUGUGAUUCCAGGAAGAUUACUGCAGGAAUUUAAGAAGGAAGCGAGACGGACAGAGAAAGAAAUCUAGAGAAUGCUGCUAUCUGGAGGACCAUGAAUCCUCAUGUAGGAUAAAGCAGUUUGGACAAGUGUGGACACAUGAAUCGCAGAUAAACUGUCAAUCAUGACCCGCACCAGUGCUCGGCAGGACGCCAGAUAGCUGCUCUCCCCUCCAUCCUCAAACAUCAAUCUACAGGAAUCCAUCAGAAGACUUUCAGUGAAAACUUCAAUUGGGAUAAAAAUAGAAACAACCCUCUGCCUGUGCCUGACACUCCGACCGAUGGAGAGACGACAGAUCGAGUCUGGAUAGAGCAGAUAGAGAAAAUAAGAGCAGAAAUUCGUGCAGUCUUGCAGAAGUGGUUGUGCUGAGCUGGCAGGGUUGUGAAUCUGCUUUGGAAGGUUUUUUCUCUGCACGAAUUUCCCCCAGUAAAAGAGAAACACUGUACAUGGACAGCGAUCUCAGUGUUCAUUUGCCUAAUAAACGAGAGUAACAAUCAGACAUCUGCGCUGGAGUGGAUUUACUCUGAGACUUUUGAGAUCAGAUCAAGAUGGGUAAAAUGAAGACAAAGUGUUGGUGCUCUCUGUGGCCAGUAGUAUUAUCUGGACUCUUUCUGUCCGCAGGGGCCCUUGAAUUUGGCGGGGCACCCGGUCAGUGGGCGCGUUAUGCCCGCUGGGAGGCGGGCUCCAUUGGAGAGCUCAGCUUUAGCUUGAAAACCAACGUGAGCAAAGCACUGGUGCUCUACCUCGAUGACGGCGGCAACUGUGAUUUCCUGGAGCUGCUCAUCGGCGGCGGACACCUGCAUCUGCGAUUCGCCAUCCACUGCGCAGAACCGGCCACGCUGCAGAUGGAGACGCGCGUCAACGACGACCGCUGGCACAUGGUUCUACUCACCCGAAACUACCGUGAGACCAUGCUCAUGGUGGACGGGGAGACAAAAGUGGCUGAAGUGCGUUCCAAGCGCAAGGAGAUGGCCGUCGUCAGCGACCUGUUCGUGGGCGGGAUUCCUCCGGACGUCCGUCUGUCCGCUCUCACGUCCAGCACGGUGAAAUACGAGCCUCCUUUUCUGGGUUUAAUCUCCAACCUGAAGGUGGGCGAGAUGCCUCCGACUCUGCUCAACAGCAACGGCAUUCAGAACGACCUUGAGUAUCUGUGCAGUAAGCAGAACCCGUGUCUCAAUGGAGGAUACUGCAGCGUUCAGUUUGGAGAAGUGCAAUGUGACUGCUCACACACUCGCUUCAGAGGGAAAUACUGCAAAGAAGAAGAAUUCGCAGUGGAAGGUCUGGCGCACCUGACGUUAAACAACCAAGGUGACUCAGCUCAAGUGGGUAUAGAGGAAUCGGUGGCCACCUUCAAAGGAAACGAGUUUUUCUGCUACGACCUGUCGAUGACGCCGAUCCAGAGCAGCACCGAUGAAAUCACGCUGUCUUUCAGAACACUGCAGCGUAACGGUCUGAUGCUUCACACGGGAAAAUCGGCGGACUACGUCAACCUGUCGCUGAAGAGCGGCGCUGUUUGGCUCGUCAUCAACCUCGGCUCCGGUGCCUUCGAGGCCCUCGUGGAACCAGUGAACGGGAAGUUUAACGACAAUGCUUGGCACGAUGUUAAAGUCACCCGAAACCUGCGACAGCACUCAGGCAUUGGACACGCUAUGGUCACUAUCUCAGUGGAUGGUAUAUUGACCACCACUGGUUACACACAGGAAGACUACACAAUGCUCGGCUCCGAUGACUUCUUCUAUAUCGGUGGAAGUCCGAACACGGCGGAUCUGCCCGGAUCGCCCGUCAGCAACAACUUCAUGGGCUGCCUGAAAGAUGUGGUGUACAAGAACAACGACUUCAAGCUGGAGCUGUCCCAUCUGGCCAUCGAGAGAGACCCCAAGAUCAGUCUCCACGGAGACCUGGUGUUCCGCUGCGAGGACGUGGCGGCCCUCGACCCCGUGACCUUUGAGACACCCGAGUCUUACAUCGCUCUUCCGCGGUGGGACACCAAGAAAACCAGCUCCAUAUCGUUUGAUUUCCGCACCACAGAACCGAGCGGACUGCUGCUCUUCAGUCACGGGAAACCACAGAGCACGAAAGAGCAGCGGCCCGGCCGCGAGAUGAAGAGCGAUUAUUUCGCCAUGGAGCUGCUGGACGGCUUUUUAUUCCUGCUGAUGGACAUGGGAUCAGGGAGUAUCAAACUCAAGACCAGCAACAAGAAAGUCAAUGAUGGGGAAUGGUGUCACGUUGACUUCCAGAGAGAAGGGAGAAAGGGGUCGAUCUCUGUGAACAGCCGCUCGAUUCCAUUCAACGCAAACGAGGGCAGUGAGAUUCUGGAUCUGGACAGUGACAUGUACCUGGGCGGAUUACCUGAGACUCGUCAGGGUCUGAUUCUGCCGCCCGAAGUCUGGACCGCACUGCUCAACUACGGUUACGUGGGCUGUGUCCGUGACCUCUUCAUCGACGGGAAGAGUCGUGACGUGCGUCGGCUCGCGGAGAUCCAGAGCGCUCCGGGCGUUAGCAGCUUCUGUACGCGCGAGCUGCAGAAACGGUGCAGCAGCGCCCCCUGUGCCAACGGAGGACAGUGCAAGGAGGGCUGGAACCGCUACAUCUGUGACUGCACUGGCACCGGUUACCUGGGAUACAACUGUGAGAUCGAGGCGACGGUGUUGAGUUAUGACGGCAGUAUGUAUCUGAAGAUCAUCAUGCCCGGCACAAUGCACACAGAGGCGGAGGACGUGGCGUUGAGGUUCAUGUCUCAGCGAGCAUACGGUCUGCUCAUGGCCACCACUUCUAAAGAGUCAGCCGACACCCUACGCCUGGAGCUGGACGGAGGACGCAUCAAACUUACCGUUAACCUCGACUGUAUCAGGAUAGACUGUAACCUCAGUAAAGGUCCAGAGAUUUUAACUGCUGGUCAGAAACUGAAUGAUAACGAGUGGCACUCAGUGAAAGUGAUCCGGCGCGGCAGAAACCUGCAGCUGUCUGUGGACAACAUCACUGUAGAAGGUCAGAUGACGGGCGAUCACACUCGCCUAGAGUUCCACAACAUCGAGACGGGCAUCAUGACCGAACGCCGCUUCAUCGCCAUCAUCCCGUCCAACUUCAUCGGGCACCUGCAGGGUUUGACGCUCAACGGCGUGCCGUAUCUGGACCAGUGCAAGAACGGCGACAUCUCGUACUGCGAGCUGAACGCCCGCUUCGGCAUGCGCCACAUCAUCGCCGACCCCGUGACCUUUCGAAAUAAAGGCAGUUACUUGGCGCUGGCGACGCUGCAGGCGUACGCGUCCAUGCAUCUGUUCUUCCAGUUCAAAACCACCUCGACCGACGGUCUCCUGCUCUUCAACAGCGGCGACGGCAGUGACUUCAUCGUGGUGGAACUCGUGAAAGGGUAUAUCCACUACGUGUUUGAUUUGGGUAACGGACCGUCGCUUAUGAAGGGCAACUCCGACAAGCCGCUGAACGACAAUCAGUGGCAUAACGUGGUGGUUUCCCGAGACACCAGUAACGUGCACACGCUAAAGAUCGACUCACGCACCGUGACGCAGCACUCUAACGGCGCACGGAAUCUGGACCUCAAAGGAGAGCUGUUCAUCGGUGGAGUCGCCAAAAGCAUGUACAACAGUCUGCCGAAGCUGAUUGCGUCCCGGGACGGGUACCAGGGGUGUUUGGCCUCUGUUGACCUGAACGGCCGUUUGCCUGACCUGCUUGCAGACGCCCUCCACAGGGUCGGACAGGUGGAUCGAGGAUGUGAUGGACCGAGCACGACGUGUACGGAGGACUCGUGUCAUCAUCAGGGGGUGUGUCUGCAGCAGUGGGAGGGCUUCUCUUGUGAUUGCACCAUGACGUCCUACGGAGGCUCGUACUGCAGCGAUCCUGGGACGACAUACAUCUUCGGGCGUGGAGGAGCCCUCAUCACCUACACGUGGCCCCCGAACGACCGGCCGAGCACACGAGCAGACCGGCUGGCCGUGGGCUUCAGCACGCAGCUCAAAGAGGCGGUGCUGGUGCGGGUGGAGAGCGCCAAGGGUCUCGGAGACUAUCUGGAGCUUCACGUAGAGCGAGGGAGAGUGGGCGUGAUCUUUAACGUGGGAACGGACGACAUCGUCAUCGAGGAAAGCGGCGUGAUGGUCAGCGACGGGAAAUAUCACGUGGUGAGAUUCACGCGCAGUGGUGGGAACGCAACUCUACAGGUGGACAAUCUGCCCGUGCUCGAACGCUUCCCAUCAGGGAACUUUGAUAGUGAACGGCUGGCUAUUGCUAGACAAAGAAUCCCAUACCGACUCGGUCGGGUAGUUGAUGAGUGGCUACUCGACAAAGGUCGUCAGCUGACGAUAUUUAACAGCCAGGCGUUCAUUAAGGUGGGCAGCGGCGAGAAGGGUCGUAAUUUCCAGGGUCAGAUCUCAGGUCUGUAUUAUAACGGCCUGCAGGUGCUGAAGCUGGCAGCAGAGGGCGACCCCAACGUUCAGGUGCAGGGUAACCUGCGUUUGGUGGGCGACGUGCCGUCCGUCAUGACCACGGACACCACAUCCACCACGCCCCUCGCCGACAUGUCCACCACCAUCAUGGAGACCACCACAACCAUGGCAACCACCACCACGCGCAAACAACGCUCGCCAACGCUCAAAGACAGCGUCACACAGAAUACUGAUGAUCUGUUAGUGGCGUCGGCUGAAUGUCCCAGUGAUGAUGAAGAUCUUGAGGAGUGUGAACCUGGAAACGGAGGUGAACUAGUGUUGCCCAUUAUAACAGUGGAUUCCCUCGAGUCCCCUUCAAUUGCAACACGUUACCCCAUUUUUCCCCCGCCCCCAACCUAUCGCCCCUUCCUCACCCUGCUUGACACCACCAAAGUGUCCCUGCCGCUGCCCGGUCGACCCCCCUGUCCGCCGGACCAGGAGGACUGCGAAGAACCCAUGGAGGUCUCAGCGUACGGUUCGGGCGAGAUGACCGAGUCCGACGAUGAGGACUAUUAUAAAAACUCGCCCCUCGUCACCGACCGGACUGUUCUUCCGCCUCCCCCCACAGCCAACAAACCCCGGAGUGGCGACCGCCACUUCUCUCGUUUACCCAACUCCCAUCAGCCGCCGCUCACGUUCACCCCAACGGCGCCCCCAGAACAGCUCGUCCCCCGCCUCAAACCUGGCAUCAACAGUGGCCCCAACAUCCCUGCGGGUAAAAUGAACACCCGUGACCAGGUGCUGCUGCCGCCCGUGCAUCCGUCAGGCGACCCUGAACAUGGCGGGCGGCAUCGACAUAUACCAGGUAUAACGUAUCCUCCCAAUUUCCCCCAUGUGCCCACUACAGACCCCUCGUCGCCUGAUAGAGGGCCACCAGGAGCAGUGGAGGUGAUCCGAGAGUCCAGCAGCACGACGGGUAUGGUGGUGGGCAUCGUAGCCGCAGCAGCGCUCUGCAUCCUUAUCCUCCUCUACGCCAUGUACAAGUAUCGCAACCGUGACGAAGGCUCCUACCAGGUGGACCAGAGCCGCAAUUACAUUAGCAAUUCAGCCACACAAAGCAACGGCGCUCUAGUGAAGGAAAAGCAGCCUGGCGCCGCCAAGACGGGCACAAAGAGUAAGAAAAACAAAGACAAGGAGUAUUACGUCUGAGCUCAGCCUCCAAGAGGGAUGGAGGAGGAGGAGAGAGGCAUUUGAGAAGGAGACAGGUUGGGGAAUGGAAAGUUGGCGGUCGUAUUUCGAACGUCGAUAUCCGUCUCAUUUACUUUCCCAGUCCAAGUUGUUGGAGGGUUUGGAAUCGUUCCCUCGCUAAUUCCCUUUUUUGAUAGCUAAUCCCAAUACAUAAUUCCACCUCUGAUUUUGUACUGAUGGAAAGUGGAACUCUUUCCACGCUCUCUAGUUUGUUUGUAAAUAUUCAGAUCAUCUCCUAACCUGAGGUCAAAAGCUAGCCAAGUUGGGGCGAUUCAUUGUUGGCCCAUUAGAUUGAGAAUCCUUUGAAGAUUAGAGCCGUUGAAUUGGAACGAGUUGGCGUAGGUGACAUUUCGGGAACAGAUGGCGAUGAAAUCAUUUAGCGGUCGCACUCUUCGGUAAUAUUGCCAAACCAGCUCUGUGUCAAAUCCGACUCCAAGUUUUCAUCCUUGAUCUCUCUCCCGUUCUUGGCUUGUUCUCUCUUCUUCUCCUCGUCCUUGGUGCUCAGGAGCAGAUGCAACGUAAAUCUGUUGUGUUUCCAGCAUGUGGUAUUCUAAACGAAAAGAGACUAAACUGUUUCUGUGGAGUCAAACCAAUUAAUAUAUAUAUCAACUAGCAAAACUUGAGAACUACUAAACAUCUGUGGACGAUCCCUUCAGCCGAGGCCCAUGGUCACCCCAUGUUCCAGCAGAUAUUCGUCAUGUGUUUUAAGGGGUUGCACAGGGGUCUGUGAAGGAUCUUGGUUUCUGCUCAAAGUACCACAUACAAGAACCUCACAAACAUCCCUCAACAAGAACGUGACUCAAUUCCAGAAAGAUAUAUCGAUAUACAGAUAUUUCAGAAAAGAUGGACCUCACUGAGAAGGAAUGGUUGUGAACAGAGACACUAAUUCCUCCUCGAAUCUCCCAUUACUUCAACCAAUUACAUCAGUGGAGAAACCAGAGUCUUUGGAGCAGAAUGCUAGAUUAUUUGUUUUGUUUUGUAUGUGUGUGUGUUUUCUUUUUUAUUUAGUUAUAAUAUAAAAGGGAAAAGACAAUGUACAUCCCAUAAGUUGGGAACCUGAGCUUACCUGGGUCUUUGAGGGACACCAUGUUCACGUUCUUCGUCUUGGACGUUCAGGAGGAAAGUAGGUCUGAACUUUGAUGUUUGAAAUAAAAGGAACAAACUGAUGGAAUGAUCUCGAACUCUAGUAUUCCAAUUUUCUCAAGUCUAUUAAAAGAACUAAACUCUACAUCGAAAAGAAAAUGUUUAAAACAGUUUGUGAAAAUGUCUAAAUAUUUGAAUCUCAUCCCAGUGCUAAAACAGGUGUGUUUUCCUAAUAAUCAUCCCGAAGAAAAAAAAUAAAUAAAAGAAAAAAGAACGUAAAUGAUCAGUGAAUCAGAUUCCAGGGAGCAGAUUUUCCUUUGUUAUUAAUAAACACAACAAAAUGUGAUUUGGUUAACAAUCAAAUAUCUCCUUCACAUACUGGAAUAUCUCUUUUUAGUCAGAUAACUUUGAUCAUGUUUGAAUUAUUUUGAUUUCCUUCAUCCAUCAUUGAGGAUGUUUGUAGUCUGUACUCACUCAAAGACAUCAGUUUUAUUUCACUGUUCCAUUUCUAUGUGUUUGUGUGCUUGUUGGAGUGUCUUCAUUAUUUUUGUUGGUCUGUUUUAGUUGCAUUUCUUCCCUGUUCUUAUUCAAUGUUCUAAUGUUACACUAAAUGUUCCAGUGACAUGAAUCUGCAUAUGUGUAUAUUAACAGAA